CCUGGGAGACGGCUGCUGAGCGUAGUGUGGACAGAGAGAGAUAAAGGAGGUGGAGGCAACAAGCUGCCAUCAUCACUCCUGUUUUUCUUCCUCGAGGAGGCGUCGGUGUGAAGAAGGAGACCCAGCAGAGGGGCAGGAGGAGGAAGAGGAAGAGGAGGAGGUGGAGGGAAAGGAGGAGAUCAUUUGAAUGCUGCUGUUUGUCAAGAUUGAGCUGCCUCCUGUCAGCCUCUGACCUGCGAGGUCGGUGUUGGGACUCUGCUGUUGCUUCUGGCUGUGGUGGUGGUGAUGAAGAGGAGGAUGAGGAGCGGUCACGGCUCAGCUGCACGUGUUGACGUGUGAAAGGAGGGCGAAGGUCGUCGCACCUGCAGCACACUGAGAGGAAGGAGUCCUUGAAAGUCUUGGAAUAUAAAGCAGAGAACUUCUGGACUUCCCUGAAAUUCUUAGAAUAAGGAAUAUUAAACCUUUACAAUUCCUGGAAAUCCAGAAUAAGAAGCUAAGAGGCCUGUUAUUGAUCGGAACGUCGAUCUGACCCGUGGAAGGUAAAAUCCACCGCUGAAGUUUAACACAGAGGAUUAUUAUUAUUUAUAAGGAGAGACAUAAAAACGUUGGAAUUUGUGGAGCUAAAACCUGGGAUGCAGAACUCCUGGAUAUCCUUGGAUUUCUGAAAAUAUUUUAUUGGAAUUUUAAAAAAUGCAGAACCUAGAAAUAAGUUCACGUUAAAAAAACAUCAAACCGCUCAAGUUUCAACUACAUUUUUUACUUUAUAGUUUUAGUUUUUUCCUUUUUCUUGCUCGGCCCAUCCUGCUGGGAGUUUUCUUCAUAUUUGGACUCCCGUCCUCCUCUCGGCCGGAGGACAUGUCUCCUUCGAUACGAGAACGGACGGCAGGAAGUUGACUCCUGCAGGGAGCGAGGCCGAGAGACAAACACGGAGAGAGGGAAAAAGAGAGAGAGAGAGGGGAAUAUGUCGUGGAAGAGGAACUACUUUGCGUCAGGUGGAGGUGGAGGUGGAGGCGGAGGCGGAGGCGGCGGUGGAGGUGGCGCUGGUGGCGGCGGGAUGCAGGGAAUGUUGACGCCUCGCACCAUGACGUCCAUCGCUCCCAGCAAAGGGCUGAGCAACGAGCCGGGACAGAACAGCUGCUUCCUGAACAGCGCCCUGCAGGUUCUGUGGCACCUCGAUAUCUUCCGACGUAGUUUCCGUCAGCUGACGACUCAUAAGUGUAUGGAGGACUCGUGCAUUUUCUGCGCUCUGAAGAGUAUCUUCGCUCAGUUUCAGUACAGCAGUGAGAAAGUGUUGCCGUCCGACGCUCUCCGCAGCGCGCUCGCCAAAACCUUCCAGGACGAGCAGAGGUUUCAGCUCGGCAUCAUGGACGACGCCGCAGAGUGCUUUGAAAACAUCCUGAUGAGGAUUCACUUCCACAUCGCAGAUGAGUCCAAAGAAGACAUCUGCACAGCCAGACACUGCAUCCCCCACCAGAAGUUUGCCAUGACGCUCUUCGAACAGUGUGUGUGCAGCAGCUGUGGAGCGUCCUCAGACCCUCUGCCGUUCAUUCAGAUGGUCCACUACAUCUCCACCACCUCCCUGUGUAACCAGGCAGUGAAGAUGUUGGAGUCGAGGGAGAAAGCGACACCUAGCAUGUUUGGGGAGCUGCUGAGAAACGCCAGCAUGGGAGACCUGCGCAGCUGUCCCAGUCAGUGUGGUCAGCAGCUCAGGAUGGCUCGUGUCCUCCUCAACAGCCCGGAGAUCAUCACCAUCGGUCUGGUUUGGGACUCUGAUCACUCAGACCUUGCUGAGGACGUCAUACACACCCUGGGAACCUGCCUGCGCCUGGGGGAUUUGUUUUACAGGGUAACGGAGGAGAAGGCUCGUCAGUCGGAGCUCUACCUGGUCGGCAUGGUGUGUUACUACGGGAAACAUUACUCCACCUUCUUCUUCCAGACAAAGAUCCGACGUUGGAUGUACUUCGAUGAUGCACACGUCAAGGAGAUCGGUCCCAAGUGGAAGGACGUGGUUUCUCGCUGCAUCAAGGGCCACUACCAGCCUCUGCUGCUGCUGUACGCCGACCCGCGGGGGACGCCCGUGUCGGUGCAGGACCUGCCCUCACGCUUUGACCUCCACCACCUCAACAAGGCCUGUUACGACAGCGAAGACUCGGGCCGCGAGCAGUCAAUCUCCAGCGACACUCGCACCGAUUCGUCGACGGAGAGCUACUCAUACCGACAGCCCUCCCACUCGCACCAUGAGUCCCUGGCCAGUCACUACUCCUCUGACUCCCAGGGAACCGUCAUCUGCAUCGAGCGCCCAGACGGACCCCUGCACGCCUCGCUCUGCAGCCUGGAUACCAUAGGCCACGUGACGGACAGUGAGCAGCACCAGUCUCUGAGGAAGGGAGGCGGGGCCGGGGAUAGGAGGCGGAGCUCUAGCCGCCACCAGCGUUCUAAACCCGACAACGAAGCCUCGUCGGCCGGUUACCACAGCGAGGGAGAGACGUUAAAGGAGCAGCAGGUUCCUCGUCACCUCCCCAAACCUUCCUCCUCCUUCUCAUCCUCAACUAGUCGCCUCCGAGACUUCAAGGAGACCAUGAGCAACAUCAUCCACAACCGACCCCUCUCCUCCUCUUCCUCCUCCUCUUUACCGGCUGCCGUCCUCUCUGAAAUCACCUCCUCCACCAACAACCACCACCCUGCCAACACUACUGCUCCCUGCUCCUCCUCCAAUAAACUCCACGACUGGGAGGCCGACAGCACCAGCAGCGAGUCUAAGUCCAGCUGCUCGGGGGGAGCAGGGUCGGGGAGGUACCGGCCCGCAUGGAGGCCACGAAGGGAGGUGCUCAACAUCGACAGCAUCUUCAACCGCGAGAGGCGAAGGCAGGCGGGAUACAGCCCGCUCGCAGCCUCCCUGCCCGACGACUGCAGAGCUCCUGCUUCCGAGGGAGCAGACGCCUCCUUCCCAGCCCAGGAGGAGGUCAAGUCUGUCAGGCCGGGCUCCUCCUGGACUCUCCCCACUAUCCCCAGCAGCCACAGAGGAGGUGGAGGUGGACCCGGAGUUGGAAGGGGAAGUGCAGGAGUUAGAGGAGGUGCAGAGCUGCCUCCUCCACCUCCUCCUCCUCCCAGGCUGAUCCAGAGGAUGGAGAGCGGAUACGAGAGCAGCGAGAGGAACAGCAGCAGCCCGGUGAGCCUGGACCUGAACCUGGGAGACAGGGAGUGUGUUGUGAAGAAGCCUCCACCCUCUUCCUCUUCCUCAGGACCGUCUUGGAGGAACAUCAGGUCGAAGAGCAGUGGAGCUUUGCUGCAGGAGCUCAGCUCUUCCAGCAGGGGGAGCCUCGCGCCUCCUGCAGGACGCAGCGAGCUGGACGAGCUGCAGGAGGAGGUGCAGAGGAGAGCGAGGGAGGAGGAGCAGCAGCGACGGCAGGAGAAGGAGAGGGAGGCGGCGCUCGGCUUCAACCCCCGACCCAGCAAGUACCUGGACCUGGACCAGCUGCAGAUCCAGGGUAAAGGCGACAGCUUUGAGCGGUGUGUGUCGGAGGCGGAGCUUCUGCUGGACCAGUCGGUGCGUCUGGAGCAGGCGGGCGAGGUCGCUGCCGCGCUGUCGGCGGUCAACGAAGCAGUCUCCAAACUGCAGCUGGUGGCGGCUGAGGGCGGAGCUAGUAGCCACAGCCGGCUGCAGCGCUGCACGAGGAGAGCCCGCAGCCUGCAGCAACGCAUGCAACUGCAGCAGCAGCAGCAGCAGGACUCAGAGGCAGGCACGCAGCAACCGCAGCAACAACAGGAGGAGGGGCAGCAGCUCCAGGAACAGCCCAGUGAAAAGCCUCUCUCGCUCCGAAUACUUCUGACAGAGAGACAGGGCGACCAAUCAGCUGCUAGUAAGGACCAGCAGGCCCCGUCUCCCUUUCCCUGCCUUGUUAAGCCCCUCCCUCCCAAAACGAAUUCAGUGUCUGACCCCGCCUCCAGUGCCGGGGCCCCUACAGGUUCACCCAGGGAGGACAACAAGACUGGGGGCCCCUGCUCUCGCUUCGGGAAACCCCUCACCAACACCAGGUCCCUCCUUGCUCUGUGCGUGGACACCUGGGAGCAGAGCCCCCUGGGAGACUUGGCUCCACCCCCUCCACCUGAGGAGGCGGACCGUCCCGCCCAGUGGGCCAGAACGCCCCCUGUCUCCAUGCCAGCACAGGACCCACCCAGGCCGUAUUCCCGAACCCCGUCACCUGCUGGCACCAACGACAGGUGUCAUCUGAUGAUGGAGGAGGAGCCACAUUACACCAGACACCCACAGACCACACCCCCUGUGUCUAGCCCCAUCUCCAUACCAGACCCACCCCCUUCCACCUCCCCAACCAGGAACUGGUCCUGCUUAAACCUGGACCAAGCUGAUGAUGUUGAUUCUCUCGUUGACCCGCCAAUCAGCUCGCACCUUUACUCAACCCCAGACUCCCCCUCCAGUGCUCCCCCGCCUCCUGCGAGCCGUCCCAGUCGGACCUCCUCCCCGCCCCCCAGCCAGGACUGCCGAGCGGCCCUGCCUGUGGAGCGCUGGGCGGAAAACGUCAACAGAUACUACGGCUCCCAGAAUGCAACAGGAGGAGGGGGUGCGGCGGUGCCCGAUGAGGAGCUGUCGGAGCUGGACUCUCUGUACCAGGCCAGUCUGCUGGCUCCCAGCAUGCACCGGGGCAGCCGUGGAGUCAGUCCUCAGCCAACCAACAACAAACCAGGUGUGAGGCGAAUGCUGUCAGGAUCCGGACGGUCCAAAACACCGACGGCUGAGAUCGAGAGAUUCGCCUACAGAGCGCCGGUUACACCUGUUCAUAAGCCGCCGCCAGGUGAAGACGAGAGCUACAGCGCAGAAAACCUGCGACGCAUCGCCCGCAGCCUGAGUGGAACCGUCAUCGGGUCACGACACCAAACCCUCGGCCCCUCCCGCAGCUGCGACCCCUCUGUGUCCAGGCCCCCCCUCAGACACGCCGACCUUCACUCCUCCUCUUCGUCCUCCCUCCUCCGUCACCCCAGCACCUCCUCCCUGCACCCCCCGUCCUCCACCUCCUUCACUACAGAUCACUCCUACCACCACCUCCAACACCACCAACCCCGACACCACGGCCCCUCAGCUCCUGCACCUCCUCCACAGCACCCCCCUUUGCAGACAUCACGGCCCCCGAGCUCGGGCCUCUCUUCCUGGGGACACUCAGGAGCUGCACCAGGCGUCCAGCAGCAGUUUCUGGUUGUGUCUGACAGGCAUCAAGCUCUCUCAGGUCAAAGCCUCCACAGCGUCGCGCUGAGUUACGGCACUCUGCCCCGGGCUCCUCGCCGAGCCCCGCCUCCCUCCUCCACCCUCCCCAGGCCCAGAGCCGGCUCCAGUGCCGCCCCCCCUCCCUCCUCCACCCUCCUCAGGCCCAGAGCCGGCUCCAGUCCCGCCCCCCCACCAGGUCCGCAGAGUCUCUACGCCACUUUGUCCCACCCUCGCCGCUCUGCCAACACCGCCACUAACGGUCACUACCGGCAACCAUCGCUGCCCACUAAAGUCAACGGGUCGACCCACUGCGCUCCACACCACCUCCGGGUGCCAGGGGAGGGCCCCCCCCAGCCGCUCCGCCUGGACGUGCCCCCUGAGAGCGACUGGCGCCGUGACGCCGACUACAGGACUGUCCAACCCAGCUCCUCCUGGGACCCCCGCACCGCUCGCCACCACCAGCCCCUCCUGCGCACCGACUCCCGCCAGCCUCCCCCGGCCCGGCCCCGCAGGGACCCCCAGCUCUGCUCGCUGUGCCAGCAGCUUCCUGCUGAGCCGUCACGCCCCUACUGCCCGUCCUGUGGCGCUUACGCGGCUCGGUUCCGCCCAGCCAGCUGAUGAGACCUGAGGCUCGCCCCCCCACUGCAGACGCCACAGAGGAAGUGUCUUAGUCCAGAUGUCUCGUAUCCAUCAUUACAAGAUGAAGUCCUCACGGCGAGAUGGAAUCUGAAGUUUCUUUUUUUGUAUUUAAAAUGUGCCAACGCGUCUUUAAAGUCGGCGCUGCCCAGAGUCCCGCCUGUAAGGCUCUUCCUCUUCGCGUUGGUGGAUAUCUCACUGCAGAAUCAGACUCUGUGAUUGGCUCGUGGGCUGCAGCUUCAUCUGGGGAAACGAACAACAUUAAGAAUCUUUCACAACCGGUCCUCCCCGGUCUGGACGCCCACCACGAGGCCACAAACUGAACAGCGUCACGCAGACAGAGCUCCGACAUACAGUACGCGUCUAUGAAUGUCUGCUGGAUCAAAGCACAUUGAGGAUCCUCAUCGAGGUAAAGCACCACGAUACAGACCCGGAUCGUGAGACCACGGAUGGAGGGACAGAACUGAAAGCAAAGCAGCGUGUCAUCAGUCCGUGAAGACACUGCUGCUAACCUGCUGUCUGUUAAAUACUGACACGUCAGUAAUCAAUAAACAGUACGAAACUCUAUUAUUUAUCUUCAUCCACCGGGUGUCAGAUUUGUAUCGUUAUAAACAACGUGUUUAUUUAACGGUAAGAAUGAAAAAUGUUGUGUGUUAAAGGCGGGGUCUGCGAUUCUGGAGAAAUCCAACACCAUGACAAAGAGCGAACGACGACACAGCAAGUAAUGUAACUAACGUUAGCUAGUUCUGGGUUAGCUUAGCUAGGCUGUGGGUUAGCUUAGCUAGGUUGCGGGUUAGCAAACUGUCGCUACAGCUGCUGGUGCGAAGCUAACAGUAGCUGCUGUGACGCUAACAGCCAGAGAGGACGAGACGGUUUCCCAGAGCCAGCACAGCAGCUCCAGACAGCGACGCUCACAACUCUCCUGCUGCUACAGCUAACAUCACAACAGCAGCAGAUCUUGGCAAACUAGAAAGUUAGCUGAAUGUCUGUCGUUUAACGUCACCUGACACACAGAUCAUGGAACAGUGUUGUGUGUUUGUUAGUUUCCCGUUUACAGAGCCGGGGCUCAGUACAAACACCGUAGGGUUUUCAGCGCUCGCACUGAACGGACAGCUAGCGGACCGCGAGGAGAGAUUCGCUGAAUCUGACAAACUGGAUUAGAAUCGCUGACCCCGCCUUUAAUAUAUAACUUAGAGCCCUUUAGGUGCUUUAGAGCUGCAAGGAUUAGUCGAUUAGUCGAUCAGCAACUGUUUUGAUCGUCGAUUAAUUGUUUUAAAGUUAGUUUUUUUUCAAGCAGUAAUGCCAAACAUUUGAUGGUUCCAGGUUCUCACAUGGGAGCUUUUUUUGUUCUUGCGUGAUGAUGCAGUGAGUCUCUUUGGGUCGGUCGGACAGAAGGAGACGUUUUGAAGACGUCGCCUCGCGUCUGAGGAUGUUGUGAUCUGCAUUGUUCCUCCUUUUUCUGACAUUUUAAAAACCAAACGAGAUAAUUCAAGAAAAGAAUCAGUGGUUGCAGCAUUAACGUGUCAAACGCACGUCAAACUGGCUCCUUCAGAGUUUUCGCUCUGUCGUUGUUUUGAUUGUGCUGCAUCAUGUAGACUUUAUAGAAUAAUGCUAUUUGAAAUGAUAUGUAUCAUUAUCAUUGAUUUAUUUCUAAAGUUAUUAGCUCAACAUUUAGAUUGAAAAUGUGGCAGCAUUUAUUUAGAAAUGUUAGCGGCAUGUUGCAGAUGUGGAAACAUCUGUUUUUUUAAAUUACUCUGCGAUCAUUUCUGUAAGACAGAAAACGCGAUGAAAGCAUCAGAACAAAUAGUUCCCAUCGGUUCUCACGACCAAGAAGCAAAGCGCUGAAUGUGGGUUCACUCUGGCAGCGGAGUCCAGUUUGUGUGAUUAUUGAUAAAAUGUCAGAACACGGUGAGCUGAUUUUACGUGACCAACGAUCUAAACCCAAAGAGUUUCAGUUCACGUCACAGACGACUCGGAAAACUAGCUAAUCUUCACAUUAGUGAAGCUGGAACCAGAGAACUUUUGCUAUAAAAAUGAUUCUGAGCGAUUUUAUCAAAAUUGCUGCCGAUUGCUGCAGACGCAGUCGGAGAUAAUCGAGCGGUCGCUUCAGCUUUGCUGCGCAGAAUCUGACACCAGGUGGGAGAGGAGAAGCAGCAGCCGGGUACAGGUGCGGAUACUUCAGGCGACGGUCGCUGCGUCUGUUUUUGCGAUGUUUUGAUCUGAAUGCGGUGUGAGACGCUGAACUGAGAGCAGCUGAAUCCUCGGAGCUGCACAAACCUCAACAGGAAAUGAAGGACUGACACGACAGGAAGUAGAAGCUUUUGGAGGAGCUUGAAUAUAAAUCUACUCUACUUAUUACCCUAUUUAUUUUUGUAGGCUUGUCAGACUGAGUUGUGCAUAGAUUAACUAAACUAUUCUACCUGCCUAACCUGAAUAUACUCUACUAUAGACCUGAUCUAAUUUUCUAAAGGUAGUUAGUCGCCUUGUUUGGGAUGUGGAGCCUUCUUAUAUUGUACACGAGGCUGAUUUCUGUCUUUUCAGAGUGCGUUAGAUUAAUAAUAAAGCUUUUAUUUUAACAGAGUUGCAGCUAAUAUUUAGCAUGAUGUUUCCAGACGUAUUAUAGCCUUGAGAGAAUCGCUCGACUUCGCUGUACAUUUAUUGGAAUGAUUAUAUAUGCUGAUCUUUCUUAGUGCAGCGACUCGACUGCGUUUAACUCUCAUUUAGUGCACUUCAGAAGUGUUGACGAUAGAUCUGUUUAAUGUGCUCGUUGCUGAUUUCCUUUGCCGUGUCUCCCGUUGUUCAGGGAGACGCUUCUCGUUACUUUGGGAGCUUGUUUUCGUGCUCAUGAGACCUGAGGCCGCUUUAGUAGAGUGUGAAGGGAACACCUUAAAAACCAGAAUGCUGUUUAAUUACAGACCGAGUGACUUCUGCAGAGUUUAUCUGUCCUACUGCCGAGAACCCAGUGCCGACCCCGCCCGCCUGGUGCUCCAGGUGAGCUAAAACAAACUAACCCGAGUCUGGUCUGAAGUCAAACACUUAUUCUAAAUCCUGUCCCCUGCCAUUGUUCUGCAGAUAGUCGAAGAUAUCGAUCGUUACGACAACCGAUUAAUCACUUAAAGCACUAAGGAGCUAAAUGCGAUUCGAUCACCUCGUCCUGAUUUAUUGAUUCUCCGUCGAUCGACAGGAUGUCUUCUCAGAAUUUACUUUAACAGCAGUGCGUCUGCUUCAUGCAGAGUUCAGACCAGACCUGAGCUCAUAAUAAUUAAGGAAGUGUCAGUAAUUCAAAUGAAGAGAAGUUAUUUUUUCACCAUGUCAGACUUGUGUUUUUGGCUUUUUGCUUCGCCAGAUUUUAUUUUGUUGAUUUUUGGUAUAUUUUUGAUGCUUAUUUUUCUACACUGUAGACUGAACAGAGAUGAUGAGAUGAUUAAAAUGUUUAAAGGAAA
Siniperca chuatsi (mandarin fish) is the source of this 9297-nucleotide messenger RNA. It is a transcript of the gene usp54a, whose product is annotated as ubiquitin specific peptidase 54a. Gene Ontology annotation, biological process: protein deubiquitination. The transcript has 22 exons. NCBI's taxonomy places the organism in Eukaryota, Metazoa, Chordata, Actinopteri, Centrarchiformes, Sinipercidae. Gene Ontology annotation, molecular function: cysteine-type deubiquitinase activity. The record is from RefSeq and is a predicted model, not a curated record. Bases 962 to 5836 code for a protein of 1624 amino acids.